Gadus macrocephalus (Pacific cod) is the source of this 11583-nucleotide messenger RNA. Its product is annotated as histone-lysine N-methyltransferase 2B-like. The transcript is spliced from 37 exons. The record is from RefSeq and is a predicted model, not a curated record. Lineage: Eukaryota; Metazoa; Chordata; Actinopteri; Gadiformes; Gadidae. The coding region runs from base 100 to 9657 and encodes 3185 amino acids. Gene Ontology annotation, cellular component: nucleus; histone methyltransferase complex. Gene Ontology annotation, biological process: positive regulation of DNA-templated transcription. Gene Ontology annotation, molecular function: histone H3K4 methyltransferase activity; zinc ion binding; DNA binding.
CUAGCUCGCGCUUUUCGUCCAGCUUUCCAUCUUGCCUCUGCUCUACAUCACGGCACAGCCAGCGCUCUGUACUGGUGGUGAUUGUUGUUGUAGAGAAUAAUGGCGGCAUCGGGAGGCGGAUUAUCAUCUCCCACUAAUGUCACAGUCCUAAACAACCAGGGCCAGGCACGGGCUCGCUUCCCUGGUCGGCCGUGGUCAACUCGAAAUCGGCUUCGGUUCGAGAAACGUCCCCAACGCGGAAGGUUGGGUUCUGACUGUGGAGAUGUGACCCUCGGAGGGCCGAGGCCCAUAAACAUCGGACUCACUUUGAGCGAGGAUCCUUCGCUACUGCGCCUACUCGGUGUAACUGAGAAGUAUGGGCGCCAGAAAGAUGCGGGAUUUGAGUCGAGCGGGAGUGAAGAGGAGGAAGAUUUCACUGGAUUUGGGACACAAACAGUUUGUUCCCAUCAGCUUCCGGGAAGCUCUCCUCUGUCAUCACCUACCCAGGCUAAGCCUCCUCCGGCCCCCGACCUGUCCCCACAAUCCAAGCCGCUGAUUGGAAAAAUUGUGCCACGGAGCCCCAAACCCACUCUGAUUGGAAAAAUUGUACAGAGGCCUCGUAAAGAAGGCCGUGGUGAUACAGUCAGAGUACCCGGUUCUCGGAUAUCCAUUAAGCUGCCUGCCAAGCAGGUAACCCCAAGUCCGGGCACCGAAAGUACCGGAAGACAGUCCUCAGGCUCCACACUGACAAAAGUGGCCCCGGGGUUGCAGCGCAAAGCGGCCACAAAAGAGCACACUACUCAGGGUUCUACCUCAGCCGCUGGCACCAAACAGGAUAAGCUUGUGUGUACCCUGACAGUUGUCAAGGGCAAAGGGAGAGGCUCCAGGCUGAAAGGGGCCGGUAAGGGCUCAAAGCACGCCCAGGCAGACCAAAGCUCUGGGAAGGGGACCAAGGGGUCUCGGCACCAGCAAAAUGAGUCUGAAGGAGCGUCGCAAUCCCAAGCUCCUACCAAGAGACGGCAGAAGAAGAAGGUGGAGUUGGACAUCGGGGCUUCCCCUGAGGGUGAAGCCCUUAGUGGACAGGCGGCGCCAACGCUCUCCCAGGGGAUCGCAGAAGAUUCCCCCAAGAAAAAGCCAGUGUUCAGAAAAGUAAAAAAAUCGCUGUUCGGGCAACGACAACAGCAGCAUAGCAAACCCGCCCAGAAAUUGGGCGGCAUUAAAAUCCGACGCGUGUUUUACACCUACGUCCCUGAGCCUGUUCCAGCUGCUCUGAAUCAGGAAGGGGAGGCCGAGCCGCCACAGGGUCUGAGCUCCAGUAACUCCGCCGCACCUGUCGUCAGCGCUAGGUCUUCCAGGGUCAUUAAAGCCCCCAAAAGAUUCCUGGAUGAGGAGGACGCCGUCCCUAAGAGAUCCCUGCUCAAAUCGGGGUCCGCGUUGGAAGCUGGCGGCUCUGCGCAGAGUCCAAACUCCAGCCACCUGGAGGUGUACAAGAACCUCAAGAAGCUGACGUCCAAACUGGCCGAGAAGAAGAAGGGCCCUUCAGGCGCCAAAGGGGAGGACCUGUGUGCAGGCUCCGGCUCAACCCCUCCGGUCCGGAAGAGACGCCGGUCCAAGAUAAAGAUGGAGGAGGUGGACACGCCAGGGGUUGUGAGGAAGCUCGCUGUGUUGCUGAACAUCAAAGCCAGCGCCGUGCACGCCCAGGUGCCCUUGAGCGAGCCAGUAGCGGAAGGAGCACUGGAUACAGACGCUCAAAGCUACCUCGAGGCUCAGGACAGUGGAGAUGUAGCAGAGGCCAGUGGCCAGAGCCAGCGGAUGAGCCUCACGGGAGCCAAUAGGAGGAUGCUACACCUUUUGAAACGAGCCAAGGUCCAGCUCAUCAAGAUAGACCAGCAGAAGCAGCUGAAGAUGGCCCAGUUGGGGUCAAGAGAAUCAGGAAUGGUGGCAAGUGGUAGGCGGAGAAGGAGGAGAGCGCAGAAAUCCAACGAUGAAGGCAACACUCAGGAGCAGCCACUCGGGGGCCCCAGGAUAAAGCACGUGUGCCGGGCAGCCGCGGUGGCCCUUGGCCAGCCCCGGGCCAUGGUGCCGGACGACAUUCCCCGACUCAGUGCCCUGCCGCUCCACGAGAGAGAGGGCAUCGCGCUGUUGCCCGUCGCAAAACUCGAGGAGGGCGGGGACGAGGACGGCUCCGGCCAGGAGUGGGCUCAGUGGGAGCCCCCGGAGAGCCGAGUCCAGAGGCGGUGGAAAAGGGGCCGCAUCCGCUCCCGCCGCUGCGGGGUGUGCAGGGGCUGCCGGGUGCAGAAGGACUGCAGCACGUGCACCAACUGCCUGGACAAGCCCAAGUUCGGGGGGCCCAACACCAAGAAGCAGUGUUGCACACACAAGAAGUGUGAACGGAUCGAGAAGGGGAAAGAAGGCCGUAUCAUGAGACCGUUUAAACUUCACCGGAGGCGGUCGUCGUCUGCCGCAUCGAGCGCCGAGAGGGCGGAGUCGGGGGACGGACUCCCUGCGGACGCCGUACCCCCCGGCGACAGGAGACACUCGCGGCGCAACAUCAAGCAUCGCUCCUACAGCAACCUGCUGAGGUCCGAGUCUGACGACGAGUCCGAGGCGGAGGAGCGGACGGUCAAGCCCGCGCACGCCAUCAAGCUCGCUCACGCCGCCAAGCUGGCGCGCGCCGCCAAGCUAGCUCACGCCGCCAAGCUGUCCCGAGGCGCCAAACCAGGCCGCGCCACCAAGCUAGCUCACGCCACCAAGCUAGCUCACGCUGCCAAGCUAGCCCGAGGCAACAAGCUAGCUUCCGCUGUCCCUAGCAAAAAGGGCUUCCCCUCCUCCAAGGACGGCAGAACGGCCCUCUGUGACCUCCCCAGCGAGGCAGGCAGGCACCGGCGGCCCGGCCCCAAGGGAUCUGCGGGCCGGUACAGAGCUCUGAAGGCAGUCCCUCCUCCACAGGCACAGGGGAAGGCAGAAGGGGAGGAGCCCAGAGGAGCCAGCCCGCCCCGGGACCCACUGCCACCCCUGCAGCAACGAUGCUUACAAAUCUGUUUACACCGCCUGCCUGAGUCCAUGCUGCAGUUGGCUCCGCCCCCACUGGCUCCGCCCCGACUGGCUCCGCCCCUAACCCCUACAGCUCCGUCCCCUGCGCCCUCGCUGGCAGCAGCUCCAUCCUCGCCCCCGACCAUGCUGCCGCCAAUUCCAUCCCAACCCCCGCCCCUACCGGCUCCAGCCCCAUUCUCGCCCCCAGCGUCGCCAGAUAAUCCAUCGCCCCAGCGCAUAAUAACCCCGCCCCUACUGGCGCCAGCCCCAAUCUCGCCCCCAGCGGGGCCAUCUAUUCCACCGCCCCAGCCCAUAAUAACCCCACCUCCAACCACCACUCGCAUUUCAGCAGCCCCUUCUAAAAAGGAGACGCUUCUUAAAUUGUCCCGACUUGUAAAAAGCCACACGACUGCCCAUAACCACCGUGUAGCCGUACGCGCGCUUCCCAAAGCGGAGCGGUCCAUGCGGCUGGUCGUGCCGCGGCUGCCCGACUCUGUGGUCCUCGCAGCUUCAAAAACACACGACCUUGUAGCGCCGCCACCGCCGCGGCCAGACCCUCCGACGGCAGAGGGCACGGCUCAACCGCCACCCAGGCAGCCAGCACAGCUACGCCUGUGUUUACUCCGGCUGGACGAGCCGCUGGUGAGGUCCUUAGUGCUGGCACCACGGGGGCAUGAGGCUGAAGAAGAGGAGAAGGGAGAGGGGGAUGGAGAGGAGGAGGAGGAGGAGGAGGACGAUGAGAACGAUGAGAGCGAUGGAGGAACGGACACGUCGUGGAGCCAUGGGCGUGGAGAUGAGGCGAGCUCCGUUAGUGAGCGGUUGCAGGCCCAUGCCACACACGGUGACCCCCGCUCUGUGCUUCGUUCCCAGAAUGCUGGAGAGUGUGCUCCGCCCAGCGCCCCGGGAGGGUUGCAUAACGGAUUCGCCCACAAGGGUCUGCUGCAGAGCACGCGCAGGAUCCGUGUGGACUUCAAGGAGGACUGCGCUCUGAAGAACGUGUGGCUGCUGGGCGGCCUCAGCGUGCUGACCUCCGUACCCACCACACCACAGCCGGUCUGCCUGCUCUGUGCCAGCAAGGGCCACCACGAGCUGAUCUUCUGCCAGAUCUGCUGCGAGCCGUUCCACAGCUUCUGCCUCCUGCCCGAGGAGCGCCCCCAGGAGGAGAACAAGGAGAACUGGUGCUGCAGGCGCUGCAAGUUCUGUCACGUCUGCGGGCGCAAAAGCAAAAGCACCAAGCCUGUAUUGCAGUGCAGGAGAUGCCAGAACUCCUACCAUCCUUCAUGCUUGGGACCGACCUACCCCAAGCCUUUGAACUGUAGCACACCCUGGGUGUGCAUGGUGUGCAUCCGCUGUAAGAGCUGUGGGGUAACGCCUGGGAAGAACUGGGACAUGUCCUGGAACCACGAGCAGGACCUCUGCCCUGACUGUACACCCCUGUACAAGAAAGGGAACUUCUGCACCGUGUGCCACCAGUGCUACGUGACGGGGCCUGAGCAGCCCAUGCUGCAGUGCUCCGCCUGCUGCCGCCUCGUGCACUCCAAAUGUGAAGGUGUCUCCGAGGAGCUGUUUGGGCUGUUCUCCAGCCAAGUGGAGCGCGUUGCCUUCACAUGCACGGCCUGCAGCACGGCAUGCAGCCCGGGCGGUGCUGCAGGCAGCGGGUGGAGGGAGCAGCUCCAAGGUGCGCUCAGGGCCAGGAUGGAGCAGGUGCUGAAGGAGCUCCUGUCCUCCAGCACCACCCAGCACCUCAACCGCUGCCGAACGUGUGUGGCCAGGGGGGAUGUGGACUACGUGGUUGAAGAGCAGAAACCAGUCUGUGACUUUUGCGCCAUGGGCAAGAAGUUGGAAAAGGGGUGCUACACCUCCAUAAAAGCAUUCCAUGCGGACGUUGCCUUGGUGAUGCGGAGGUGGCUGAAGCAGGAAGAGCCUUUUCCUGAGGCUCAAAGACCCACCACUCAGGCUAAGGAACACUACCUCAAUCUGAUGAAGCAGGUCUUCACUUGGUUCAAUGGAGACGAUCUGAAUAUUUGGGACCCACUGUCCAAAGAAUACCCAGGAGCGAUGCUCCCUUAUGCAGUGAUGCCUCCCUCCAGGGAGCACAGCUACGCCCAGUGGCUGGAGAGGACCUACCAAGCCUGCGAGGACAGCCCAGCCCAAGCCCCCUCGCUCCCAGACACCAAGCCCCUCCCUGAGACCGAAGGACCUAAGUCCCACGGUUUGCCCAAGGAUGUGUCCUCGUCCAGAAGCAGGGAUGAGCGGCAGUGCGUACUUUGUCAACACUUUGGAGACGAGCUACCAAGCGCCGAGGGCCGCCUCCUGUACUUGGGGCAGAACGAGUGGGCGCACGUCAACUGCUGCAUAUGGUCUGCGGAGGUGUACGAGGACAACAGCGCUCUCCUGCAGGUGCACAGUGCCGUCUCUAGGGGGCGCUACCUGCGUUGUGACCACUGCAGUCAGUCAGGAGCCACAGUGGGCUGCUGUCUGUCCAGCUGCCAGAGUAACUUCCACUUCAUGUGUGCCCGGGCUCGGAACUGUAUGUUUCAGCUGGACAGGAAGGUGUACUGCUACAAGCACAGGGACCUCGUCACGGAAAAGAUGGUUUCUGGGAUGGGCUUUGAAGUUCCGAGGCGUAUCUACGUGGACUUUGACGGCAUUGCGCUCAAGAGGAAGUUCCUCAUGGGCCUGGAGCCGGAGUCCAUCAGGAUGACCAUAGGUUCUCUCCAGAUCCAGAAACUGGGCGUAUUAUCCGAGCUUUCGUCCAAUGGGAAGAUGUUGUACCCCACCGGCUAUCAGUGUUCCCGGCUGUACUGGAGCACCGUGGACCCGCGCAGGCGCUGCAAGUACACGUGCAGGGUGACGGAGGUGAGCACCCCUCUCCCAGGGCAGGAGCACGACCCCAGGUGGGACAAGGAUGAGAACCAGACCAUCAUCCACAGCCCCAGUCACCAGCUCGAGAUAGAGUCACCCGAGCCGCUGAGCUCCUCACCCAAGGAGGCCAAGUUAAACACUUCGUCUCCAAACUCCAAGCCGCUUGGACCCAGGGUCCCCGGCUACGCCCAUGCACGGAAACCAGCCGGGGGCUCCUCGCGACCGCUUCCCUCCCCAGGGUCCGCUCCUCCCAAGGCCCACCCCAUCCUGACCCUGCGGGACCUGGACGACACCCGUCGCCCCCGCCGCCUCUCGUCGCGGAGCCGCUGCAGCUCCUCCCCCACCGAGAGCGAGCCCCCCCGCUCGGCCGGCCCCGGCGCCAGGACGCCGCUGUUCGGCUCCCCCCUCCGCUCCCACCACGACCCACCGUCCACGCCGCCGUCUCCGUCGCGGCCGGGGCACAGCGCGGCGACCCCGCCCACCUCGCCCUCCGGCUUCUCCCCCCGGAGGAGCGGAGGCGCCACCACCAUCACCACCCCCCCCACCGCCACCAACACCACCGUCUCCCCAAAGGGCCGGCAGCUGUUCCGCAUCACCACGCCGGUGUCGGCCGAGGUGCCCCAGGACUUCAUGGCGCCCUCGGAGGCGGAGGCGGGGGCGGCCACCACCAACGGCGUCGCCCUGGCCGCAGACGUCCUGGAGGAGGAGGUGGCGCAGCUCAUGGCCCAGGAGCUGCCCUACACCGUGUUCGACGCCGACACGGAGGUCGCCGUGGCGUCCAUGCUCAACGCCAAGAUCGAGUUUGACGAGGCGCUGCUCACCGAGGACGUGGCGCUGCACCUCGGGCCGCACGGCGGCGCCGGCGGGGAGGCGGCGGGGGUCGAAGGUCAAGGCGAGGAGGCUCGGCGGGAGGAGCAGGGGGGCGGGGCGGACGACGACGACGACAACGUCGUCGACUGCAGCCCCUACUUGAAGUUUUCCCGCGUGGUGGUGGUCCGGGAGCCGAGCGAGGAGGGGGAGCGUCCGGGCGGCCCCCAGACCAUCCCCCAGCUGGACGGCGCAGACGGGGGCUCCGACAGCGACGAGAGCGAGGCGCCGGGCGGAGACGGAGACGGAGGCGGCGACGGGCCCCCGGGGCCCGCCGACUCGCCCACAAAGAAGCUGACCGUGGCUCUGCAGAGGCUGGAGUCCGUCCCCGUCGCCCCGCAGAAAAGUACGGCGGUCCCGGAGCGGUCCGCGCCGAGCCCGUCGGCGGUGCCGCCGCUCGCCGCGGAGCCGGGCCCCCUCGACAGCCACCUGCUGGCCGAGGAGGUGGUCCUGGACUCUGAGUCGGCCGCGCGGGAGAAGGGCCAGCUGGACCCGGCCACCGGUCACUUCAUAUCCACCGACGACGGCACCAUCGUGCGGCUGGCCAACAAACCGGGCCUGGUGAUGGACAUCAGCACGUCCUCCACGGACUCCAUGGACGAGGCGCCGCCGCCGCCGCCGCCGCCCAACCCGCCCAACCCGCCCAAGCCCGCCGUGGUCCCCAAAAGCGUGACCCCGGUGAUGGUCAAGCGCAUCUUCCCCAAACCCUGCGCUCCCCAGCACGGCUCGGAGCUGAGGCUGCCCAUCGCCUCCCGCUUCCUGCACACAGCCACCGCCGCCCCCGCCCCCGCCCCCACCGUCAGCUCGGCGCCACGCAUGGUCACCUCCCCCAUCGUUAUCAACGGCCUGCCCAUGCAGACGGGCACGCCGCGGGGGCGCACCAUCGCCAUCCGCUUCGACUCCUCCAAGCCCGGGGCGCCGCAGCAGCAGCUGCUGAUCCCGGCGCAGGCCGGCGCGUCCCACUGGGUCACGUCGGUGCCCCCCGCCCCGCAGGUCCUCCUGGUCAACCGCCAGGGGCAGAUCCUGCUGAAGGACCCCCGCUCCAACACCUACCAGACGCUCAACCAGAACUCGCCGGCUUACGGCCGGAUCAGCCAGGUGGCCAAGAUGCUGCACGGCGGGAACGCCCUGCAGCGCUCCGUCCCCCGCGUCAUCGUCAAGCCGCGCGCCGGCUCCGCCCACCCGGCCCCCCCGGCCCCCGGCGCCGCCGCCGCCCCCCGCCCCGCCCUCGGGGCCCCGCACCCGGCGGCCUACAGCGGCCGGGUCAUCGUGAGGACCCUGCCCGUCAACCGCAUGAUGGCCGGCGCUUCGGCCUCGCCGCCGGCGCCCGGCAUCCAGGCGGGCACGGCGCAGGCCAUCAUCAGCCAGGCCAUCGCCAACCAGCGGCACACUGGGCACCCCCAGCCCGCCGCGCUCGCGGCCGGCCGGCGGCCCAUGCCCAGGAUCCUCACCCCCACGCAGUUCAGGGCCCUGCACGUCUCCGGGAAGGCGGGGUCACCGGACGCUGAGCCGGCCGGCCAGCCCGCCGCCGCCGCCGCCGCCGGGGUCAAGGAGGCCACGCCGUGGCACCACUCGCCGGCGGGCAUCAAGAGGCUGGCCGCCCUGUCGGACCGGCCUGGGAGGAAGAGGUGUCGGACGGACUUCAUCAGGGACCUGGACGGUCCGCAGGAAAACAGAUCCAGUGGUGUGAGAAUGAAGUCCCCUACAUUGAAGGAUGUUCUCGAUCUGAACAAGGAGCUGGUGCCAGAAAAACCAAAGAACGCAGAUCCAGAAUCUGCAGUACACGCCAGGUCCCAGCAGGCGGACGGCGGGCCAGGCGGGGCCCAACACAGCAGGAGUAGUGGGGCUGGUGGAGGUGGGGACCUUCAGGGUAAGACCAGCGUCUGGGUCUGCGCUCACCACGGAGACCUCUCCGACUGGGGCCCUAAUUCAGGAUUCAGCUCCGAAGAGGAGGGCCCGCCUCCCAAACAGGACAACAGGAAGUACAUGAACCAGCCCCACCUGCGCUUCGAGAUCACCAGCGAUGACGGCUUCAGCGUCAAGGCCGACAGCAUAGAGGUGGCGUGGCGCGCGGUGACGGACGGCGUGCUGGAGGCGCGGGCCGGCUUCCACCUGCGGCAGCUGCCGCUGGGCGUGGCGAGCGGCCAGCGCAUGCUGGGCGUGCUGCACGACGCCACCAUCUUCCUGCUGGAGCAGCUGGAGGGCGCGGGCAGCUGCCGGCGCCACCGCUUCCGCUUCCACCGCUGCGACGCCGCCGAGGUGGAGCUGCCGCUCAACCCCAGCGGCUGCGCCCGCGCCGAGGUGUACACACGGAAGUCGACCUUCGACAUGUUCAACUUCCUGGCGUCGCAGCACCGGCAGCCGCCCGACAUGGUGGCCCCCUGUGACGAAGAGGACGACGACUUCCCGCUCAAAUCGUCCAGACGCGCCACCAGCACAGAGCUUCCCAUGGCCAUGCGCUUCAGACACCUGGAGAGAACCUCCAAGGAGGCCGUGGGGGUUUACAGGUCUGAGAUCCACGGCCGCGGCCUGUUCUGCAAGAGGAACCUCGAGGCGGGGGAGAUGGUGAUCGAGUACGCCGGCAACGUCAUCCGAGCCGUGCUGACCGACAAGAGGGAGAAAUACUACGACAGCAAGGGCAUCGGCUGCUACAUGUUCCGCAUCGACGACUUCGACGUGGUGGACGCCACCAUGCACGGCAACGCGGCGCGCUUCAUCAACCACUCGUGCGAACCCAACUGCCACUCGCGCGUCAUCAACGUGGACGGCCACAAGCACAUCGUCAUCCUGGCGUUGAGGAAGAUCUACCGCGGAGAGGAGCUCACCUACGACUACAAGUUCCCCAUCGAGGACGAGAACAGCAAGCUGCACUGCAACUGCUCCACCCGCCGCUGCCGUCGCUUCCUCAACUAGGGGGUACCGGCGUCCUGUCCUCUCUCCUCUCUCACACUCACACACACAUGCACAAACAAGUUGGCAAUCUUGCUGUUAGUACUUGAAUUUCAAAGGUAAGACCUCAGGGGGGCGCGUAGGCACACCGCUGUGGGGUCACCGACCCUCGCGUUAACAGAACAACGCGCUGGUGGACAGAACGGGCCUGUUCUGCCAAGGAGCUCGGUCUCAGACGUUUCUUUCGGGGAUGUUUUUCUAACCCUUCUGUACUCUCCGAGUUCUCGGCUGUGAGGAUGUGGCGGGAGAGAGAUCGAUCACAAGGACCCAAUCGUCCCGACUGUUGCUGUUUAUUCGAUGACGCCCAGAUGUGGUUCUGUUUAAACGCAACGCAGCGUGCCCUGAAUCAAGGCCCUGUCCCUGGGAAACGCAAACAGGCGCCCGGCUGGCAUUGAGGAGAUAACCGUGGAGAGAGGCCCGCGGCAGUGGGCGUGGCCGCAGGGCAGUGGGCGUGGCCGCAGGGCCGUGGGCGUGGCCGCAGGGCCGUGGGCGUGGCCACAGGGCCGUGGGCGUGGCCACAGGGCCGUGGGCGUCCGUGGGCGGUCCCGUCCGCAGGGUCAUUUUCUCAGUACUGCUCCGUUGUCCCAAGAGGGAGGCCAGAGAACGCGUGUUGGAUACACGAGGAGGACGAGAGGAGUCCUCGGCACCUUACCCCCCUCCCCCCAUGUCCACUGCUAGCAUGGCUGUACAUAGCAGACGGGAAGGAGCUUUGGGUUGGGGGUGAAAUGGGAGAUAAACCCGUUUUCAGAGUGGCGAUGUUUAAGUUUUAACAGUCCCGAAAACACAACUCUUGCGAACGGAGAGCUGCACAUAUUUUUUUUCUUUUACCGUUACAAAGGUGGUGGUGAUUUGCUGUUUUUAUUCUUUUGCCCAUAUGUAGUACAAGGUUGAUUUUUAAAUAUCCAACCCCCCCCCGCAUCUCCCUUUUAGUCACUGUUGGGAUGUUUCUAUGUGUACAACAGAGCUUCUGUGACCAAAAUGAUCUUGUUUCUUACUAGUUUCUUUUGCAUUUAAUCCUGGAAUUGUUUUCCCCAUAUUUCUUUUGGUGCUGUCUAGGUUUAUGGAGGAGGGUUCGUUAGAAAUCUAAAAUAGUGAUGAAACUGCUCCCUCAGUCAUGUCUUCUUUUGUAUAUUAGAACAAGGGUUAACCAAUAUUCAACAUGCUUACAAUAAAUGUGUUAUCAACUAUUAUCUUUGUACUUGCUACUGAAGAGCCCUCUUUCCUCCAAGUAGAUGUGAUUAUUACCUAUGUACAUCUCCGGUGUCACUUGCCCCGUGUUCAUCAAGCCUCAGUCCCACCACACCGCGUCUCGGACCCUUAUUGUAGAGUGUUCUACCUCAUAGACACCGCCCACUGGCAGCAGGUUCGUCAUUUAAAACAUUGCACUCAAUGUGUUCAUUUUAGGGGCAGGAUGAAGGAUGUGUCUUCAUGAUUUGUAUACAUCUGUAUACAUCUAACCUGGUCAGCAAAUAUAUUGAUGAAUGCUAUUGGUCUUGUCUGGAGCAGUUUAAGUGACAAAACUGCGUUUCUAUCGAAUAUGUGUUUUAUGUCAGGUUAAUUUGUGUGGUCUGAACGCGCAACGUUUUUUCCAUUUGCUGAUUGGUGGAAAAGCAGCCAGUGGGUCACUCAGUUUUAAUGUUUUUAUUGCAGGUUUGGCACAGUCCCAUGAGCACUCAACGAAGUACAUGUGUGUAUUUAUGUCUUAUUUUUGUUUUCCGUUUACAUCAGUUUGCAACGUAUGUCAUGCUUUUUGAUUUGCCACCAUUUUGUCUCUCAGUCCGCUCCGCCUUGUACAUAAUUGUAUACAAAAUUUCUAACUCUGUUUCACAUUUUCUACAUGUUUUUAUUUAUAAUGUUUUUGCCCAAUAAAAAAUCUUGACAAGUUACAAA